Messenger RNA from Oryctolagus cuniculus (rabbit), 2997 nucleotides. Its product is annotated as DDB1- and CUL4-associated factor 8. The record is from RefSeq and is a predicted model, not a curated record. NCBI's taxonomy places the organism in Eukaryota, Metazoa, Chordata, Mammalia, Lagomorpha, Leporidae. Gene Ontology annotation, molecular function: protein binding. Gene Ontology annotation, cellular component: cytoplasm; Cul4-RING E3 ubiquitin ligase complex.
AUGUUAUCUUCAAGCAUAGCAUUGAUAGGCUUAUAAAAACUAUUUUGUCUAAGACGAGUCACUUUAACUGAUGACUCUUCAAUAAGAAUAUUUUCCAAAAUGCAGCGUUUCAAUUUUCAAAAGAAGCGCAUGUACAGUCUCUCACGGCAUUGAGAGGGCUUGGAGGUGGAGCUCUGAACACCGCGAGGUGAGAUGGGAAGGAGUGUUUGAAGCAUCGCCAGCUUCCAUACGGUCAACCGCUUCAUCCGGGUAUUUCUGUUCCCCCUUUGGCCUACUACGUUGGCGUUGUUCCUUACCGCUAGCCUAUUCUCUUCUAUUCCGGCCCAUCGCCUUCCAGGGUGGGCCCGCCUGCUUUCCUGAGCUUCGUAAAGUUCCACUUUUCUCUGAUCCAGACCAGCCACAGCAAACGGCGUUCAGAAUGUCUGGCCGAGAAAGCAGCACAGACAGCGUACCAGACUUUAGACACGGAAGCCUGAUCGUCAGUCAUGAGGCAAGGUCUGGAGCGGAGGCGGGGAUAGAUACAACCUUAGAUCUUGAAAUGGAGGCCCCAGAACUGAAUUUGGGUUUGACCAGAGAUGAUGGCAGAAAUAUGGAUGAUGGUGUCCCCAGCCGUGUUAGUGCAGAAAGUGACGACCCAGACCAAGAAAGUUCAAAUGAAAACACCAGUUUUAACAGCGGGAGGGACUUGGGCGGGCAUUUCAUCAUCAAUAUGAAAGGUCCUGCCCAUCACCACUUAGAGAAACAGAAGGAGGAAUCGGAGGAAGAGGAGGAAGAAGAGGAGGAAGAAAUUCCUUACCCAAGUGCACAGUGCAGUGAGGCUAUCCAUAAGCAGUGUCAAUCAAAUGAUGACGGGUCCCUAGAGGACUUGAUGUCCUGGGAGACAUCUUCUCUACCCCGACCUCCCUGGCAGAUCCUUACUGCUCUUCAUCAGCGACAGCUGGGUUCAAGUCCCCACUUUGUGUAUGAGGCCUGUGGGGCAAGAGCCUUUGUGCAGCGUUUAUGCCUACAGUAUGGUCUUGAAGGCCAUCUUGGCUGUGUCAAUACCGUGCACUUUAACCAUCGUGGCACCUGGCUGGCCAGUAGCAGUGAUGAUCUGAGAGUAAUAGUGUGGGACUGGAUGAAGCAGCAACCGGUCCUGGAGUUUGAGAGUGGUCACAGAAAUAAUGUCUUUCAGGCUAAGUUCCUUCCUAACUGCUCAGAUUCGAUCAUUGCCACAUGUGCUCGUGAUGGGCAGGUGAGGGUGGCAACAUUAUAUACUGCACCAAGCCUCCAGAAUACUAAGUGUGUGGCCCAGCACGGAGGAGCCUCCCACAAGUUGGCUCUGGAUCCAGACUCUCCCUUUAAGUUCUUAACAUCAGGUGAAGAUGCAGUUGUCUUCACCAUUGACCUCAGACAAGACCAACCAGCUUCAAAAGUGGUGGUAACAAAAGACAGGGAGAACAAAGUGGGUCUGUACACAAUCCAUAUGAAUCCCACUAAUACCUAUGAGUUUGCAGUGGGUGGACAAGAUGAGUUUGUAAGGAUUUAUGACCAGAGGAAAAUUGAUGAGAAUCAGAAUGAUGGAAUACUUAAGAAAUUCUGUCCUCAUCACCUCAUUGACUAUGAUUCCAGGACAAGUAUCACCUGCCUUGUGUAUAGCCAUGAUGCCACAGAGCUCCUGGCCAGCUACAAUGAUGAAGAUAUUUACCUCUUCAAUCCCUCUCACAGUGAUGGCGCUCAAUAUAUUAAGAGAUAUAAAGGGCACAGAAAUAUUGCCACAGUAAAAGGUGUGAAUUUCUAUGGCCCCAAGAGUGAGUUUGUGGUGAGCGGUAGUGAUUGUGGACACAUUUUCCUCUGGGACAAAUCAUCUUGUCAGAUCAUUCAGUUCAUGGAAGGGGACAAGGAAGGGAUAGUAAACUGUCUUGAAUCUCACCCUUACCUUCCUGUGAUGGCAACCAGUGGCCUCGAUCAUGAUGCCAAGAUCUGGGCACCCACAGCUAAAACUUGCACUAAGCUUACUGGGCUGAAGAAUGUGAUCAAGCAGAACAAGCAGGAACGAGUUGAAGAUAGCUUACACCACAGUGGCCUAUUAGAUAGCUACAUGCUUCGGUUACUUGUGAAUCGCCUGACACAGAGAGAUGGUCACCAGCGCUCAAGAAGUCCUGUAUUUGAGGUCACAGAUGCAGACUUGACUGAGUCUUCCAGCACCUCAGAGACAUCUGAAGAUGAGGAGAACCAAGGUGAAGUACAGCACCCACCAUUCUGAAGUUCUCAUAUCCACUCCAGCUAGAUGCUACCUUAGUAGACAAGACUUUAAAAUUCAGCUUGGCUAAUGUCUUCUAUUUUUCAAAACAUGUCAAAAAUAUCUCAUCUCCUUCCUCUGUCUUACUAGUUUCCUUCCACACAUUCCUCCUCUACUCUUUCUUUACUCUUCUUUCUUUCCUCAUUAUCUCUAUGUGAAUGUCUAAGAAAUUUAUACCUCUUACACCUCUUUUCCUUUGUGCACUUAUAGUUCACCUCUAAAGUUUCUUAACUCCGGUUAAAAAAUAGCUUUAUUAGGUUUGUUUAUUACUUUAGUUAUCUAUUCUGAAGGGCAAAUGUUUUCAGAAAUGUGUUUAUUCUUUAGAAGAAAGGUAAAUUCAAACUGUGGUUUUAUUCCUUGAAUGCUGACACUUGGCCCCCUCCACACAUGCAUGGUUUCAGGUAUGGAGACAUGCACAUGCUCUCACAGAUAAGGAAAAGUGAAGAAAAGGUGGGUAGAUAAAUGCAUAGUGAGAUAAUUCAUUCCUUUAGAAUAACUAACUUGGGGUUAUCCACAUUUCCUGAAUACAUGGUUAAUAAUAUUAAUUAAUUUGAGUACAUUUAAGCUGUUAUGAAUUAAAUUUAAUCAUAUGACAUUGUCACUUUGCAGUUUCAAUUUUCUUAAAGUUUCAUAGUUGAUAACACUCAAAGGAUUAUCUUUCAGGUAGUCCUCUUGGAAUGACCAUCUCCUAUAAGAUGCCAGCCAGGAAUAUAAGA